AUGGCCCACGAGUCAAGACUAACAAAGGCAAAAACAAGCUCGAGUAAUAAACGCGAACGUCUUCAAUCGAUUUCGGCUGCAUCCGCUGCAAAAUACUUCAAAAGCCUCGCGUGGAAGUUCAUAGAUCGAUAUCGCUACCAGUUGAAGCCCACUGAAACAAUGAGCAUUCAAAUCCAUUCAUUCGGCGACCCCACCUCGUUCUUGUCUCCGACUGGUCCAACACCAGCGCUAGCCGAUUGCGUACUUGACGAAAGUUCGGCAUGGAUCGUGGAUGUCUGCAGACCUGGUAACUUGCUGAGCUGUUGUGCAAGACCUUCUAUCCCGUCGGAUCUUAAACUCAGUUCCAUGAGUCACCAUGUGGUAGGCUUCAGUGAUUUCGCGACAUCGCCUUGUCGUACGAAUGCUUAUGAGUUUCCAAUAAUUUUCGCAUUCAUCGUGACUGUAGCUUGCCCUGGUAGUGAAGAGUUCCCUUGCGGCAUUGAAACAGAGCGAGUCCAUCCAUGUGCACGCCAGGCGCUUUUGACCAAUCUCCUCACCUUCCGCGGAAGUGUACGGAUCUUCUCACUUGGAGAAUCUGUGCGAUGGCUGAGACUCUUUACUGUUGUCUCAUCAGCAAGCCAAAAGCUGACGCUGAAUUGGGCAUCGCUUUUAUAUUAUUACAUGGAGAAGGAAGCCAUUGGCCGUACAGGAAGUGCGAAACAGAAAGAAAACAAAAGAGGAAACAAGAGAUACAAAUACAGAAACGAGUACAAGUACAGAGCAGGUGGAGGACAAGAACUGCUGGUGGAAAGUCGAGGAAGGACUUUGGGGUGCAGUCGCGACGCGGAAAGUAGAGACAAACGUGCCGAAAGUGAUGAAGGGCUAUCGCCGACGUUGUUGUGCAGACGCCCGGCAGUCGUUCAACUCGCCAUUGCAUCGGAGGAUACUGUCGGGUUGCUGAUAUACACUUCGGAAGACUCGGAUAAAUUGCGGAUAGCGUUGAAGGAGCAUUAUCUAGCAGAGAGCAGACGCUCAAUUGACGAUGGUCGAUUUCAAAGUCUGUGGACGCGUUAA
This is a messenger RNA of Fomitiporia mediterranea MF3/22, 1053 nucleotides long. RefSeq lists its product as uncharacterized. The record is from RefSeq and is a predicted model, not a curated record. Lineage: Eukaryota; Fungi; Basidiomycota; Agaricomycetes; Hymenochaetales; Hymenochaetaceae. Bases 1 to 1053 code for a protein of 350 amino acids. The transcript has 7 exons.